AUGAACAGACUUGCAAAGGAGUACAAGGGGAUCCAACGGCGGCUAGCGGAGAGCGAGUGGCUGGAGGAGAUGUGGCCUGUGAUGGAGGAGGAAGAGGAAGAGGCUGAGACUGGGAACAGUGAGGGCGGCAAUCUUUCGGAGUGGGUGGCGCGGUUCUGGGGGCCUGAAGGGACGCCGUUUGAGGGGUUCUUGCUAGAGGUGACAUUGUCGGUUGACGUUCGGCGGUACCCGCUAACGGCGCCGCGCGUGGCGUUUAGACGGCGGACCGUGGCACACCCGAACGUUCAGUACGAGAGCGGGGAGAUCUGCUUGGACGUGUUGAAAGAGGCGUGGACGCCGGUGUACGGGUUGGUGGACUUGGUGGACGCUGUGCGGCGGCUUCUUGGAGAGCCGGGGCUGGAGUCGCCGCUGGACGUGGACAUGGCGCGGGUGUACGCGGAGGACUACGCGGCGUACGGGCAGGUGGUGCGGUACAGGUUGAUGGAGGCGUCGGCGGGGGUUCGAAGGGCGGACUCCUGA
Messenger RNA from Kluyveromyces marxianus DMKU3-1042, 519 nucleotides. RefSeq names its product E2 ubiquitin-protein ligase peroxin 4 (gene PEX4). Bases 1 to 519 code for a protein of 172 amino acids. The record is from RefSeq and is a predicted model, not a curated record. Lineage: Eukaryota; Fungi; Ascomycota; Saccharomycetes; Saccharomycetales; Saccharomycetaceae. The transcript has a single exon.